This is a messenger RNA of Miscanthus lutarioriparius, 2877 nucleotides long. The record is from the annotation of a GenBank genome assembly. NCBI's taxonomy places the organism in Eukaryota, Viridiplantae, Streptophyta, Magnoliopsida, Poales, Poaceae.
AUGGCUCUAUGGCUGGUGCUGGGCCAGCUGGUCCUGUUGCUGCACAUGAGGAUGUGGAUGUUGGGGCUGAUGCACCUGAGGCAGGCCCUGCCUAGGGGGGUGCUGGUGAUAGUCUCUAAUGGCAGUAGGACUGACAAGUGCUUCAAGGAUAAGGAUGUCAACUUUGUAGCUAAGGCACUUAGGGAGUACAGUGGUGAAGCUGUCAGCCCCACUAUUGUCAAGGUAUUUCUCCUGUUGAUGCAACCUCAAUUCAGUUCGCUCCAUGAGCCCUGGUGCAGUGGAGCGGAAGGAACUGUUGCCUCGCCCACUGAACAGCAAGCAAAUGCUCCGGUAGCUGCUAUGGACGCCAAGCUGAUGGUGGCCACAGGCAGUGGCGAUGUUCAGCAGUUGAAGGAUCUGGUGAACAAGCAGGAACAAUAUUCGAAGAUGGUGGUGGUGGAGGCCAUGGCGAAGCAGCAGGGGAAUAUGGAUCCCCAUCUGCUAGCACUGGCAUCCAGCGGCUCUUCUGAGAAACUGCAAGCUCUUUUCAACAGGAAAGAUGGUCAAUCCUCUGGCCAGAGCACCGAGAGAAGCUUGACUACACGGCGAGUUAGCUCUUACGGUGACGCAGAAGCAAAUGAGUCCAUCCUGGAAGGGAAAGGGAUCACUGCUGAAGGUGACACUGCGCUCCAUGUGGUGGCCGCCUCUGGUCAGGGAGAUAACUUCUUUACUAGGUCCAGAGAAGCGAAGCAUCUCCUUCUUGUGGACCAAAACAACAACAGGCGGCAUCCAACCCAUGCUGAACGCCAUGCAUUGACCACCUACGGCUACGGCGAUGGUGAUAAUUUCUUGGAGAGCGCUCGCAUCAUCUACGGGAAAGCGAAGCACCUCCUCUUUGUGCAAAACAACAAGGGUGACACCCCUCUGCACUGCGCUGUACGGGCGGGGAAAUCCAACAUGGUUGCUUGCCUCAUUGAUCUUGCUUCCGCUGAAGGUGAGGAUAUGAUCAAGGAACUGCUGCGGAAAGAAAACAAGCACAAGGAGACAGCAUUGCAUGAGGCGGUCCGUGUUGGGAACAAGGACAUAGUAGACCUGCUCAUGGGGAAGGACUCAGAAUUGGCCAGCUUUCCUCAAGACGGCGGUGCAUCACCUGUGUACCUAGCCAUCGUGCUAAAACAGGAUGAAAUUGUGAAAACACUAUAUGACAAGACUAGUCAUGGAAAGCUUUCCUUCUCCGGACCAAACGGACAGAAUGCAUUGCAUGCUGCCGUUCUCCGAUACCAAGCCCGAGACCUUACGAAAUUGUUAAAAUGGAAUGAAACACACCUCUGCCCGCAAAAUAAGGACCUUACCACACAACGGGAUGAAAAUGGGAGUACUCCACUUCAUUUUGCCGCAGCUAUAAAGCUUCUAUUUAGGCCAUCAAGCAUUUGCCAGCAAGUAUUGGAAGCUAAUCCCGAUGCCAUGUAUCAACCAGACUAUUCCGGAUUUUUUCCCAUACAUGUUGCUGCCUCUGUAGGUGCUUCCUGUAACGUUGACAUGUUUGUUAAAAGAUGCCCUGGUAGCGCGGGUCUGUGUGAUGAUAAGGGAAGGACAUUUCUGCAUGUUGCUGUUGAGAAAAAGGAGGCGAGUGUAAUCAGGAGUGCCUGCAGAAAUCUAUCACUAUCAUGGAUUAUGAAUAUGGUAGACAACGAUGGGAACACUGCACUUCACCUUGCUGUCGAGGCAGGGAGCCUUCAAAUGUUUUGUCCUCUAUUGGCGAAUCCACAAGUAAAAUUAAAUUUACCAAACAGUAGAGGGGAGACUCCAUUAGAUAUAGCAGAAUAUAAGAUUCCUGAAGAUGGAUUCUACUAUCCUAAGAACAGUGAAGUACAAAUAUGUCGCACACUCAGAAUUGCCGAUGCUGUGAAGGGUGCCCAUCGCCAUGAUCACUUGAAAGAUAAGACAGUAAAACAUGAUGAAAGUAAAGAAAUGGAGGUGGUGAAAGACUCGACGGGAGCUCUGUGUAUUGGUUCAGUUCUAAUAGCAACCGUGACAUUUGGCGCAACUUUUGCUGUCCCAGGAGGUUACAUAGCUGAUGAUCACAAUAAUGGAGGCACACCAAUCCUUGCUCGAAGGGUUGGAUACCCGAAAAGAACCAAGCUUUGGCUGCCGAUGUGCAUUGACCGAUCCCAGAGCUUUGAGCCUCUCUAUACAAUCAACAGCUCCAUACAUGGACAGGCACAAUAUAUUCCCAACACUGUCCUAUCUUCAAUGACUCGAACCACCUCUGAUCAUGUGCCACUUAAGAUUGAAGUCUCCACGUCAGUUCCGAAAUCAACCGUCUUCAGGUUCGAAAAUCACUGGAUUCAUGCAGCCGGCUUUAGUGAUCUAAUCUCCAGUGUCUGGACUACCCAGAGUCAAGGCACCAACCCGGCUGCUAGCAUCUCUGCCAAGCUGAAGAAUACCAGAGCUGAACUCAGAGCGUGGCGAAAAAAUAGGCCCAGCAUUGCGCAACAAGAGACGGACUGCAAGCAGGUUGUUAACAUUUUGGAUCACAUCGAGGAAAUACGCCCUUUUUCUACACCUGAACUCAACCUUCGUUCCAUUAUAGUCUGCAUCCUGGGCCGUGUCACGAAGGCUAAACUGACUCACUGGAAACAACGGAGUAAAGUUCGGGCAGCCAUUGAAGGAGAUGAGAACACAAGGUAUUUUCAUGCUUGUGCCAACCAACGCUUGCGUGGCAACAAGAUCCAAAUUAUAGAACACAAUGGCUUUGAUCUGACGGGUCACAACCAGAAAGCUCUAGUUCUCUAUUCUUUCUAUCUGAAUCUGCUUGGCUGUCCCGAUCUCACUACCUGGAAUUUUCGGCUCAGUGACAUCUACCCAGAAAAUACCCCUACCCUUAGAUUGCCUUGA